This is a messenger RNA of Impatiens glandulifera, 1468 nucleotides long. RefSeq lists its product as uncharacterized. NCBI's taxonomy places the organism in Eukaryota, Viridiplantae, Streptophyta, Magnoliopsida, Ericales, Balsaminaceae. Gene Ontology annotation, molecular function: methyltransferase activity. Gene Ontology annotation, biological process: RNA methylation. The record is from RefSeq and is a predicted model, not a curated record. The transcript is spliced from 9 exons. Bases 46 to 1254 code for a protein of 402 amino acids.
AGUCUUCUUCUUCUUCCAGGCGGUGGUGGGUGGCGGCGGCGCGCGAUGGAAGGCCAGGCAGCAGCCAAUUUAACUUUGCCGGAGGCGCUUCUUGAUUUUCUUGACGACAAUGGGAUUGACUCUUCAAUUUAUAAACUUAACGAUUCCAUUCCUCGCUAUAUAAGGCUAAAGCCUGGCAGAGAGUCUCUAAUUAAAGAGAUUGAAACCGAGAUCAAUCAUGAACUAAAGGGUGUGGAUUGGUUACCUAAUUUCUUUUCACUUCCUCCUGAUGUUCAGAUUGCCAAAACAAAGGCAUAUAAAGAAGGAAAGAUAUAUGGGAUUGAUGCUGCUUCUGGAGCUGCUGUUUCAGCUUUGAGUAUCUCACCUGGAGAUCACAUCCUUGAUCUCUGUUCUGCUCCUGGUGCUAAACUUUGUAUGAUGCUAGAUUUACUUGGUGGGUCGGGUAGUGUAACAGGUGUUGAUGUGGCUAGACAUCGUUUAGCUGCUUGUCGAACUAUGUUGCUGAAAUAUGGUAUUGGUGAUCAUUGUCGUCUAUUUGUUGCUAAUGGUACAAAGUUUUCCCUUCCUCCUGUUGUCAGGACGGUUCAUACAGGCGAACCUCAAGUUGAAGAACCACAAAUUGUCUAUAAGGAGUGGUCACUAAAGAAGAGACCUUGGAAAGAAAGGAAACGAAUUAAUAAAGCAAUGUCACUAGGAACAUCGUUAAUCAAUUUAGGAACCGAAAAUCCAGAGCUCAUGUUCUAUGGUCAGCAUUCUGGCAUAGUCGGUCUGACUGAAAAUCAGUUGUAUCAAGCUGUAGAUGACGAUGAUCUUAUGUUUUAUGGCUAUGACAAGGUCCUUGUGGAUGCAGAGUGCACUCACGAUGGAUCGAUUAAACAUAUCCAGAAGUUUGAACAGUGGGGAUGGCAAACUUUCCAAAACCGAGUUCUGGAUGCAGAGAGAACAGACGAAUUGUCUGUCCUUCAGUUAGGACUCCUGACCAAUGGUUUUAGAUUGCUCAAAGCUGGAGGGUAUCUCAUCUACAGCACUUGCAGUUUGACAAUUGCUCAGAAUGAGGAUGUGGUGGAGCGGUUUCUCUUGCAGAAUGCUUCUGCCAAAUUAGUGGAGAUAGAUGCUUCCAGUAACUGGCCUUGCAGAAUCGGUUAUAUAGGAAAGACGAUACGAUUUGAUCCCACAACAUCAAGAACAAGUGGGCUUUUCAUUGCCAAGUUCACAAAAUUGAAAAUCCGAAUGCAGGUUCAUUUAUUUUAUUAAUAACACAUAUAAUAGACAUUAACUAGAGAUAAUGGCAUGCCCUUUGAGAAGAAGAUUUUACUGGGAUUUUGGUUUGCAGUUUCUUGGAAGGAAGGAUGAUCGAUAACAAAGAUGUGUAUUUUAGGGUUUAUGAUUUAGGGUUAUUUGUAAAACUAAAUAAUCCAAAAUCCUUGAGUCUUACAUUUGUUUACCUUAAAUUUGGUUAUAUUUUCUU